UUCACAUGACAGUGUACAUACAGUGGCAUCAUACUAAUAAAGGGAAGUUUUAACCAAAAGUUUUUCAGUUAAUAUUGUAUCACAAAUAGCUGAGCAUCAAGGCAAAGGUACAUAUUUAUAUGGUACAGAUGAAAUGAAGUCAUGUUUAGUAAUUGGAGCAUCACGUGGCAUCGGACGACAGAUAGCCUUAACAUUUUCAGCUAGUGGCUACAAAGUAGGCGUUGCUGCAAAAACAACAGAAAGUACUGACAAAUUACCAGGAUCUAUUCAUACAGUUGUACAAGAAAUCAAGUCCACAGGUGGGACAGCAGUACCAAUACAGUGUGACGUUAGAAGUGAACAUGAAAUCAAAUCUGCUGUAGAAACUUGUAUAGAAAGAUUUGGUGACUUGGAUGUAGCUAUUUAUAAUGCUGGUGCAAUAACAUGGGACACGGUAAAGGAUACACCUCUCAAACGUUAUGAUUUGAUGCAAAGUGUGAAUGUUCGUGGAGCCUAUUGUAUGGUGCAAGAAAUUCUUCCGCGAUUUCUUGAGAGAAAGAAAGGGAAAAUUAUUUUGGUAUCACCACCCAUAUAUAAUAGAUUUUUUAAAGGCAAGACACCUUAUGCUAUAACUAAAGUAGGAAUGACUGUACUUGUACAUGGGUUAGCCAACGAACUGAAAGAUACAGGAGUUUCUAUUUCUACUCUGUGGCCGGCAACAGGAAUUAAAAGUUUUGUCACAGAAAAAAUGAACCUACCAGACAAGUUGAUGAGGAAACCAGAAAUAUUUGCUGAUGCAAUGAUCACACUAGCUAAUGAGCAAUCAGACAAAUACAAUGGACAAGCACUGAUUGAUGAAGAUCUGUUACGUUCUGUAGGUGUUACCGACUUCUCAAAAUACAGAUGCGACCCCGGACAUGAACCGGAACGAAUGAUGCCUCGACAGUUCCCAUCGUUAAAAGUAGACGAAGAGAAUUAUGAUGUUUUUCCAAAGCUAUGAUUCAAGAUUACAUUUUUUCUAUCUUUAAUUUCGGCCAUGUGUAGAUAAAAUGCUAACAUUGUUUUGUGGGCAGAAGUUCACAGGUUGGAGGCUAGAAUAAUUUGAAUGAUAAUAUGACACCUGGUUGGUCAAUUUUACCAUGCCAUCACGUCUUGGUGUUCAGGAGUAAAUGAGCUAAAAAGCAAAAAUGUGAUAAGAAACAACGAUAAUUAGAAAACAACUUUAAUGUAACAAUAAAAAUAAAUUCCUUGUGAUUAAAAGUCGAUAUAUUAUAAGA
Mytilus trossulus (common blue mussel) is the source of this 1256-nucleotide messenger RNA. Its product is annotated as hydroxysteroid dehydrogenase-like protein 2. The coding region runs from base 134 to 979 and encodes 281 amino acids. The transcript has 6 exons. Gene Ontology annotation, molecular function: oxidoreductase activity. The record is from RefSeq and is a predicted model, not a curated record. NCBI's taxonomy places the organism in Eukaryota, Metazoa, Mollusca, Bivalvia, Mytilida, Mytilidae.